GAGAAGGGGGUGCGCAUUCCCGCAUUGGCUGUGCAGCCAACUCCAAGGCGCUUUGCGGGACUCCAGAGCCGAACAUGGGGUGCAGUUUUGUCAACGUCUGCCUAAAGACACUUUGAAGAAUUCGAAAGUAUGCAAGAUCCCUGCUGAAGAAGGAACAAUGUGUCGGUUUCUGUGAAGAUUUCACUCAUCUCCAUCCGCCUGCUUGCCAGAAAAGUUGAGAAAGAGAGAAAGAAAGAAAGGGGAAAGAAAGAAAGAGAAAGAGACGGGAGGCUUUACUGGAAACUUUCUCAGUCCCUGGAUCCUCUGAGCUCUUCCAAGGACUCCAGUCAGGGAGUUUCAUGCUGAAUAUUUCUCCUCUACCCUGAGAUAAUCUUGUAUGUUACAAGAGUUGGAGAUGACAACCUAACAUCGCCGUAAAACCCGAGGAGCCAUCUGACCUCCUCUGGUCGCCUCGUAAAUGCCAUCAACUGGUCCAGGUCCAGGCUGUAAGGGGAGCAGUCGGUCUCUGAGCUCCAAUGCCAGUGGACAUGCAGCCACAUCAGGGGCUGUAUUACUAUGAGACCUCACCCAGCCAGCCCUCCAGAGGCAUUGUACCAUCGGACCAGUCUCCCUACAGCGAUGUGUCGCCCCUCAGAGUUCCGCACCUCGACGGCGGUCCCCAGGACUGCCACACUAUGUACAAUCCCAUGACUCCCAGCAUGGCUCAUGGAUCUGGAUCAGGUCCGGUUCAGGGAAACAGCAGCCACUGCUUGGAUCAAUACAUGAGGCCUCCUCAGGUCCCUCCACCACACGGUAUGAUGGGCCACAGGGGCAUGCCUCCCACAGAGGGUAGCAAUAGCGCCCCCUACUGCAACCAGAAUAACAUGAUGUCGUCGCAUCCCAACUUCUGUCAGCUUCAGCCCAGCUCUGAGCAGAUCGGCUCUGGUGACGGCUCAAGGUUCUCCACACCUCGCUCUAUGUUGAAGCUGAGUAAAAAGAGAGCCCUGUCCAUCUCACCUCUGUCUGAUGCCAGUUUAGACCUGCAGACCGUCAUUCGGACCUCGCCCAACUCGCUCGUGGCCUUCGUUAACUCUCGCUGUAACCCCAACGGAGCCAGCUCCUAUGGUCAUCUGUCUGUGAGCGCCAUGAGUCCAUCUCUGAAUUAUUCCGGCAACAUUAGCUGCCACUCCAGACAGCAAGGCUCCAUAUACGGAGGAAAUGGUGGCACACCUCUGGGUGUUCACACACCAGGUCCCUGCCAAGCUUCCCGUUUACCGCCCCACAAUCCCCGACUCCUCGUUCCACCUAAGCAUGGACAUCAGCUGAAAACAGAGCCAGGUCUGGUAGGCGUGAUGGACGGCAUGAAUGUAAAGAACCUGGAGGAAAGGUCAGAGGGAGAUGUAGCCAGUCCUUCCUCCACCGGCACUCAGCAGGAUCAUCUGAUGGGCUUGCUGGAUGGCAGAGACGACUUGGACAAGGAGGACGGGAAGCCGGAGCCGGAGACCAUCUAUGAAACCAACUGUCGCUGGGAGAACUGCAACAAGGAGUUUGACACACAAGACCAACUUGUUCAUCACAUAAACAACGAGCACAUCCACGGAGAGAAGAAGGAGUUUGUCUGUCAUUGGCAGGAGUGUUCUCGAGAGCAGAGGCCUUUUAAAGCUCAGUACAUGCUCGUGGUUCACAUGCGCAGACACACUGGAGAGAAGCCACACAAGUGCACUUUUGAAGGCUGUAAUAAAGCCUACUCUCGCUUGGAGAAUUUGAAGACCCACUUGCGCUCUCACACUGGGGAGAAACCAUACGUAUGCGAACAUGAGGGGUGCAAUAAAGCCUUCUCCAACGCUUCAGACCGGGCCAAGCACCAGAAUCGAACUCAUUCCAAUGAGAAACCAUAUGUUUGUAAGAUCCCUGGUUGCACUAAGCGAUACACAGAUCCAAGCUCUUUGCGUAAGCAUGUGAAGACAGUACAUGGCCCCGAAGCCCAUAUCACCAAGAAGCAUCGUGGAGACACAGGCCCACGACCCCUUGGCUCAGCGCUGACCCCUGGAGGCCAAACAUCGGAGCUGCUCCUCGAAAAGGAGGAGACAUGCAGGGAAGACUGCAAAUUGUUGGCGCCUGAGACUACCAUGAAGUCCCAGCCAAGUCCUGGUGCUCAGUCGUCUUGCAGCAGCGAGCGUUCUCCACUGGGGAGCACCAAUAACAAUGACAGUGGUGUGGAAAUGAACCUAAAUGCAGCAGGAAGCUUGGAUGACCUCACAGCUUUAGAGGAUGGAGUUGCAGGUGGAGGAGGCGGCGGAGGAGGGGAGCCAGGAACAAUGGGAAUGUCUGCUCAGGCUCUGAAAAGGCUGGAGAACCUGAAGAUUGACAAGCUAAAGCAAAUUCGAAGGCCGACUCCUCCUGGCCGCUGCGCCAGUAACAAACUUCCUGCCAUUUCUGGUUCAGGGGACAACAUGGGGUUGUGUGCACCUUCUCCACUUAAUCGACGUGUAAUGGAGCUGUCCAACCACGAGCUGGGAGCUGGAAAUAUAGCAAACUCUACUAAUGACAGGAGAGGAAGUGGCACAAGCAGCCUAAGCUCAGCAUACACAGUGAGCCGUCGCUCCUCUAUGGCUUCCCCUUACCUAUCCAGUAGACGCUCCAGUGAUGUCUCACAAAUAGGAGGGACAGCAGGGGGCGGAUGUCACCUUCUGAGUCCAGAACAAGCUGGGGGAGACCCUCUUUCACCUGAAACCUAUCGUAGAGGAGCUCCAUGUCCCGGAGGUGGAGGGUUACCAGGUCUCCCCAACUUAACACCUGCUCAGCACUACAGUCUGAAGGCCAAAUAUGCUGCAGCCACUGGCGGACCUCCACCCACUCCUUUACCUAACAUGGAGCAGCCCGGUACACCAGUAAGAAGGGGGGGUCCUUUGAGUGAGUACCAAGGGCAGCCUUUACCUCCUUUCCUUCAGCAAGGAGGUCCUCGGCGGCACAGUGCCAACACAGAAUACGGUACUGGAGUUAUCUACCCUCACCAGGCUCCAGGUAACAACACCAGGCGGGCCAGUGAUCCGGUACGAUCAGUAGCAGACCCACAAGCUCUACCCAAACGCUUCAACAGCCUCAAUAAUGUGGCCAUGAUGGGCCGCAGAAAUGCACUGCAACUUCGUGGCUCUGACACAGGUCUUUCCCGCCACAUGUACUCCCCACGUCCACCGAGCAUCACAGAAAAUGUAAUGAUGGAAGCUAUGGGUAUGGAGCCCCAUCUCAACACUGUUGAUCCCAGGGAUCGUUCCAUGAUGAUGACCCCUGUAGAGAGAAACUUUAUGAGUUUCCAGCAACAGAAUCCAACAAUGGGAGGUGGAGGUCCACUUUCAAACCAGCUGUCCCCGAGCCAUGACUCUCUGGGCUGCCCGGAUCCCGCUUACAUGCAGCGGCAUUACCAGGGACACGGAGGAGAAGUCAUAUCCAGAGCUAGUGGGAAUCCAUUAGGUCAAGCAAGACCUACACAGCCAGAUGGGAUGUCAAAUACACUUCUCCAACAGGCCGAGUAUGGCAUGAGCACCUGCCAGCUGAGUCCGUCCGGUCCGCAUUACCCAGGCAUAGGUCAAGGCAGUGACAGUGGGGGUCCUUGGAAUGACAACCACAACCAAAUCCAAACUUCAAGCCAUGCAAUUCAGAACCAGCAAUCGGUGCGGUUCUCAGAUUCCAGUCUGCAGCCUCAACAAACACAAGCUCACUUUAACAAUCAGACAGCCCUCUACAACAAUCYUGAUGGCACUCACAAACCUUUCAUCAAGCCCGAGCAACAGUUUCACCCUGGUAUGGGUGGUGGAGAUGCCUGUCAGAGUGCGAAGCUCCAACAGCAACGAAUCCUCCUGCAGCAAACACAGACUUUCCCCCAACAGAGUGGUCAAGUGAUGAUGAGAAACUCUGGCCACCCAAGCUGUGAUUUUCAAGGGCAGAACCCAAGUUCGUAUCCUAGUGGAGGUGGCUUAAGUUUGGGCUGUGCCGGUUCUGCGCUGUCAGAAGGCCAAAGGUCAGAAACCCCAAUGAUGCAGGUGAAGGAAAUGAUGGUGAGGAAUUAUGUGCAGUCUCAGCAAGCACUCAUGUGGGAGCAGCAACAAGAGCAAGAGCAGCAGAGUGGAAUAAAGCCACCUUCUCUUUCUGACAACAUGGGUUUGAAUGCUCAAGCAGCAAUGAUGCAACACAGCCCAGAGCACCAGAAUCAGAACCUAUAUCCCAACCAGAUGUAUCCCUCUUACCCAGAACGUAACCUGGUCAUGAGUCCUGCUGCCCACAGCCGAGGGCCCACCGCAGUUGCACCUAAAGAUCAGCACCUGACAGGUCUCCAGGGCACAUGCUACAAUCAGGAAAUGGUUGUGCCUAGGCCACCUCAGGGACGCAAGCCUCUCAGCCGCCAGAACAGUUUGCCACAGGUAGGAGGGGGUUACCUUGGCGGCUCCCCCCACCUGAGCCCUGUGCACUCCACUUCCAGCCCCAGACGAGGGGUGCGCCUUCCACCUGUCCAGCAUCCACAGCACCCUCAAAAUGAAAUGUUUUCUCCCUCCAACAACAACAACAACAACAUGUACUACACAGGUCAGAUUAAUAUGAAUAUGGAAAAACACAGGGACCCCCAGAAUGGACCUUGCCUUAACCAGCCGACCAAUAUGGGACCGCCAAACUUGGACCCAGCAGGUGACACCAAAUCUUCCCCUAUGGCUCCCUAUCCGGAAUCUAGUCCCAUCUCGAAUGCCUUAGAAAACCUGGACUUGGAGAAUGCUCGCAUUGACUUUACUUCCAUCAUCGAUGAAGCUGAUUCUUCCUCAUUUAGUCCAGUCAACAAUCCUCUCCAAGGUCUUCCAGGAUCAUCCUCCCAGGCUUCUUCCCGCCUCACCACCCCACAAACGUCCGUCAGCCUGGCUCCGGGCACUGGCCUGUCCAACAUGGCUGUGGGUGACAUGACAUCCAUGCUUACCUCACUGGCUGGGGAAAAUAAGUACCUGAACACUCUGUCUUAGGGGACAAUAGGGCAUCUUAGCAUGCGUUAGCUAUGGACAAGCAAUAAACACUCGCCUUGGCCUUGUUUUUGUUUUUCAAAAUCAGAUUCUGUCACUUUGAGGGAUUUUGACUGAAGGCUUAGCCAGACCAGAAAGACUGUAAAGUGGAACUGUUCAUAAAAUGGAUCAAUAGUACUAAAACCAGCAAUAGCUUAUUGGGGACUCAUAUAAAAAGAUUUGAUAAUGUAGUCUAAUAGGUUUUGGGUGCAAGUUGAGGCAAAGCUACUAAUACAGUCUAAUCACUUUUAAAAAAUAUGCAAACCACCAUCAAAAACCUUAAAACCAAAAGUGCCGGCUUUUCCCCAUUUAUAAUUUUUCCCCUGCUGCCUUGGUACAUUUUUUUCUGUGCCUUAGUGUAAGACAGAACUAUUUUUUAAUUUGAACAUAGGAUGCCGAACAGUUUUUAUCAAUCGAAGAGGGCUUUGGCAACAAUGGAGCAAAGAAGGAUUUAUGUGAAUAUGUUUUAUAAAUAUAUAUAUAUAUAUAUACAUAUAUAUAUAUAUAAACAAAAUGUGUAUACGACAAUGAGACAUUGAAAGGUUGUCUUUUGAUAGUUUGCUUGAUAGUUUGCUUGAAGCUCAAUGUUCAGGGGUUAGUAUUUUUUGUUUGUUUGAAGAGACAAGAAAGCUAUGCUUUUAGUGAUUGAGAAAUGUUUCUCUGGCCUUGUAAAUCUUCUGUGUUACUCUUGAUUUCCUCCUUUUCAGUAUCAACACAAUCUAUACCAGCAACAUAUCAGUAUUCCUACAUAUGCACCAUUGCAGAGCAGUCACAUGCAUUGUAACCCUACACCUAUCCCUACACACUGACACUCAGGACUUGUUUUGAAUCUUUAGUGUGCACACUACAUGUACGUUUGACUUGCCUUUCCAGACAGAGUUUGCACUCCACUUGUUUACUUUAAGUGUUUCUAAAGCAGCUACUUUUUUUAUCAGGUGUCUUUAUAACAGAAUGUGCCUACCACUUCUGAGGUACAGAAUGUGAGAAAAGCUCAAUUAUAGUACAUUUAUGUUUACUGGCGUCCUUAUUGACGGUGUGAUAAAAGCUUUAAAAUUAGUUCAUCUUUUAUUGCAGUGUCAUAAUCUCACAUUGAAAUGUCAAAAAUGAAUUUGAGUACAUUUAUACCGGCUUUAGUUUUUUAAAAUUAUUAUUUUAAAUAAAUACAAUGAAACUGAUCAGCAACUUUCUCAUUAUUGCAUAAAUGCAAUGAAUGGGAAAAGCAAAUAGUAAAAUACAAGAGACAUUGACAAAAAAAUGACGUUAAACUGUGUUGCUCUUUAAAUCAACAUUAAUACGGCACAGAUUAAAUUGAUUUCUCUGGACUAGAUAUAGGUGUAUUACCCAUUCCUUAUGGAUAAAAACUUAAGACAAGGUUAAAAAUGGACUAUUGAUUGAAAUACCAAAAUAAUCUGGCAUUUCAAUCAGUUCAGGAUGUCUUGUACAGACUAAUUACUGAAUAAAACUUCCUGGCCUCCCAAGUCAACUUUUAAUACAAAAUAUACACCAAAUGAGAUUUGAUUUAUUUUAAAGCACGUAAAUAACGUCUUUUUUCAGGAUGACAUUUUGCUACUGCAAUAAAAGGUGCAUAUAUUUUGGAACUUUUAACACAUCUUUUUCAGUGUUUCCAGUAAAUGUCGCCAGCAUUAACAGUGAUUUAUAUAUGGCAGCAUGUAUGUUUUAACAGACUGCAUUUUCUGUACAAUAAUCUAACCACCAGCUCACACAGGACAGCUGAGGGUGAUAGUAACUGAGGAUAUUGAGUUAAUGUGUAAUCGUUUCCUAUAUUUUAGAAACUGAGGUACAUUCAUAGGACAACCUACUGCACUUUGGCUCUAAUCCCAAAGAGUUACAUUCUGCAUAACUAAUUCACAAAAAGGCUAAUCCUGCUACCACUGUAGUAAAGUGUUUAUCAGGUACAGAGAGGUACUUUAACAGCUGAGCUGUAUCCCAGGAAGAAAGCAGCAGCUCGCUUUAGUAAAGUGGUUUUGCACUGAUUACAGCACUGUUUGGAAAAUAUCCCUGUGCCUUUCAGUGACUCACGCCAACCUCAGUUACAUGACUAUACAGACUUCAUACAGUAUUUGAUUAGGUCAAAGAUCAGAGCCUUUUAAGCUUCCUGAGGCCACACUAAAGUAUUUCAUAAAGCAUGAAUAUUCAGCAGAUCACAGUAUUGUCACCUCAGCGUUAGCACCAAUUAAUAUUUCCUCAGUUUGGAAUAAGUGCACAUUGUACCAAAGAUUCAAGGUAACAGAGGAAAAGAUGCACAAAUAGAGUAUUAAAGCUCAACACUAACACUACCCCAAAGUACAUGGACAUUAAUUGUUAGUGACAUCAUGUAGAAUGUAUAUGUUUUGUACAAAAUCUUUUUUAUAUUAAUGAACCUUAUGAUUGUUGCCCUCCUUGUGUGCGUGUGUGUGUGUGUGAGAUUUUUUUUUUCUUUUUUGUAACUGUCAUUCUUCAUUCUGACUUAUUUUGCUGGCAAAAGAUUAUCACUUUUAGCAAAACAAAGCUAUUUUAGUAGCAAAAACUAAUAGAAUAAAGUGAAGUGUUUUAUUUUCUGUACAAUUUUCUACAUUUUUAUACAUAUGUGCUAUAUUUUACCAGUUCAUAAAUAAACCUGCAGUUUGAUAUGGG
Poecilia reticulata (guppy) is the source of this 7652-nucleotide messenger RNA. It is a transcript of the gene gli1, whose product is annotated as GLI family zinc finger 1. Lineage: Eukaryota; Metazoa; Chordata; Actinopteri; Cyprinodontiformes; Poeciliidae. The record is from RefSeq and is a predicted model, not a curated record. Gene Ontology annotation, cellular component: nucleus. Gene Ontology annotation, molecular function: RNA polymerase II cis-regulatory region sequence-specific DNA binding; DNA-binding transcription factor activity, RNA polymerase II-specific. Gene Ontology annotation, biological process: regulation of transcription by RNA polymerase II; smoothened signaling pathway.